This is a messenger RNA of Coregonus sp. 'balchen', 7951 nucleotides long. Lineage: Eukaryota; Metazoa; Chordata; Actinopteri; Salmoniformes; Salmonidae. The record is from the annotation of a GenBank genome assembly.
UUGAGUUGCUGCGUACGAAAUGAGCUGAAUACACCCCCACUCACACACAUAGCUACACACUUUGACAGAAGACCUGAGAGAGGAGGGAGACUCACCUGGAGCAGAGGGGACAGACCAAGAGGAGCCCAAGGGGAACUUAAAGCUGUUUUGCUUUUGGACUACAGUUAUCCCUUGUUUGAUUUUCAACGUCAGGAAACUACUUUAACACGUGGAUGGACAUAUACACACAGAGUGGAAAACAAAUGUUGAACAAUAAGGACCAUAUUAUUUUGAAUAAAUAUUUGUACAAAGGUUUGAAAAAUCAUUUCCAAGGACAUCGAUGUUGAGCAAUUCAAAGGGACUUGAUGCAAAACAAGGAAAUAAAAACAGAUACAUUUAACGUUUGAACAACAUUUAACGUUUGAACAAAGAUUAUAUUACAGAUACUAUUCCCCCGGUUCAAAUUGUCUUAGCAGUUGUAUUGCAGGAAUUAAACUCCUUGAUACUUGUUCACAUAUAAUUUUCUAUAUUGUGUGCAGGUUUCUAUAUUUAUGCAUUUGAAUGCAUAUAUCUCUUCAUUUGGAAGAGCUCUUGUAUAAAUACUUUUUUUUCAUACGUCAGUAAACUCUGUUGAAGGGGACCGAACUGCACAUACGUGUAAAUGUGAAAACUACAAAUAGACUUCUGUUGUAAAUGCUUUGGACUAAAAAUAAGAUAUUAUUUGUUAAUGCUUUAUUAGACUCAUCUACUUUUGAAGAGGCUUUUUAAGGAAGAAAAAAAACUGAGGGGUAAAAUACGUAAAUCUUUGAGAAUAAAAAUAAAGGAAAGAAGAAAUGGCAACUGCCAGAACAGAGAACCUUGGCCCUGUCGUCAUGGGACUGAACAAGCAGAACGGGCAGCUUAGGCCUAAACCGGCCUCUACCCAAUCAGGACCCCUUGUCCUGGGCUCUCUGUCAGACAAGGCCACAGGUGCACCCCAGAAAGCGGGUGCUGCCCAGGAGGGAACUGGGAUUAGGUACACAUUUCUCUCUUACACCCCGUUUCACCCAGUGACUGAAACAAUUGUGUUCUGCUCAUAUAGUUUAUUAUACUUUCAUACCAGGUUUUAGAACUGAUGACACAGAUUUUGUUUUGCUCUCUUCUCUCUUUGCUGCCCUACGUUAGGUUUGGAGAUGACUGGAAAAAGAGGCUACAGCUCCCUCCCAAAGACACCAGGGUCAGAACCUCUGUAAGUCAUGGUACAAUGCAGCAUGAUUUUUCACUAGCACACAGGAUUCUCCCAGUGUCAUUUUAAUCAAUUAUGUUACUUCUGUUGUCUAACCUCUUUCGUUCUGUGUCCCAGGAUGUGACGUCCACUAAGGGGAAUGAGUUUGAGGACUACUGUCUGAAACGGGAGCUCCUGAUGGGCAUCUUUGAGAUGGGCUGGGAGAAGCCCUCCCCUAUCCAGGUACGACACUCACUGGAAGCGUCUCUGCCCACAGAUCACCUUUUGAAACUGGGGGAUUCCCUUGCUGUAAAUUGGCUCCUGCUUCUUGUGCCUAUAACCUAUAAAGCUACUUUAAAGUGAUGCUCCAGAACUUCUGUAUAAUUUCAACCAGUAGUUUUGAAAGUGGUGCUCAAGAGCCAAAGUGGGUCCCUGUUUUUUGUGUUCUGUGUUAUCCAGUUGUGUACAUUUCGUAUGAUAUGUUACCUCCUGCAAAAAUUCGUACAAUAUGUUGCGAAUUUGUUGAGCUUACGAUCCCGGACUGCGUCUUUUAAGUUAUACCUGAACAGUCUUUGGACUUAGCUUUUGUACUUUGGCAUAGUCAUAGUUACAUAUUUUGGUAAUAGCCAUGCAGUUUUUGAUUAAAAAUACAUUAAACUAGAGUUUGUCACUUUCAGGAGGAGAGCAUUCCCAUAGCCCUGUCAGGACGAGACAUCCUGGCCCGUGCCAAGAAUGGAACAGGGAAGAGUGGGGCCUACCUCAUCCCCAUGCUGGAGAGAAUAGACCUGAAGAAGGACUAUAUACAGGGUGAGUCAAGGCUCUUCACUUUACUCUUUCCCUCCUUUUAUACUCGACUUGUCUCUACUACUACUACUACUACUCCUCCUCCUCCGGGCACCAGACUAACAUUUUCCCCUUUUUCAGUUGGUGGCACCAGGCCAUCACCAAUAACAUUUCUAAUAGUCUUAUGUCAUUCACAGUGCUUUUUAAAAAAGUGUUAUAGACUACUGAGAAGGUAUUCAAGUUAUAUGUUUCAUCUAACAUGUUUAAGCAGGAAUGCGUGAUUCCAGAUAUUUUCAUGUACGAGCUAAUCCUGUGAUUGUCAUGGAUUUUGGGUUGACAAUUAAGGCUAUUGUUACAUUUUACUGUUAAAAUAGGACUCCAGAAUUAUUAUUUUUUCAAUAGAGAUGAAUUUGCCUACAUCUUUAUGUGCGCUAAUAUAGGCUAAUUUAUUUGGGACCAAUUCACCACAUGAGUAAGUGGAAACUCAAAACACAUUAGCUAGAUCGCUAACUUAAAUAUAAUAGUAGCCAUAUUAAGCAUAACAAUACAUUUUAAUGUCCUAAAAAUAACUUUACAGUCGUAGCCUACUUCCCAAUCAGGCCCAUGCUCUCGUAAUGGUCAAUGCACAUUUCGCACACUCCAUAUCUCAAAGCUAUAUCUAAUAUCUCGGUUGUAAAAUAAUUGCUAUAGAGCUAAAAAUGGAGAGUUGAGAAAUAAAAAGUAUACCAACAGAAACUGAGAACCUCCUCUCUUCAACUGUGACAAGUGUUACACAGGAUAACUGUUUUUCCUGGAAUUGGAUUUUGAAUUUGUUAUACAAUUAAAAUGUUUUUCUCACCCAGAGCAAAGUGGGAGAGGCAGGGAGGGUGGCUUGCUCAUCACAGCAGUGGGCCCCAGGGAAACAGGCAGAGCGUCAGGGCAAACACUUUCAUUACAGGAAUCAUGAGGAUAAUGUACUUACUGCUUAACCAAAUCAUGUUGUUGACUCAUCCUAUACUCGUAUUUGUGGCCAAAGCAUAAAUUGGAGAAAAAUACUUUUUAAAAACCCUCCUCAAACUUGUAUAUCAAACAGACUGUUUCAAAAAUGCUUGCUAUUUCCUCAUGGAGUAUGUCAUACUCCCGAAGAGGAUGAGCUGGCCAAUCAGCGGUAUACUUGCAUGAAUAUUUUUUUAUGACUGGUAUACGCCCAUACCAUUCUGUUGGGGUACGCCCACACCAUUCCAACACAUAAAAGCUGCUUUUUACCAUAGUAAGUAUUUCUAGGUCAUAUUUCAAUGAAAUAUGGAAGCACUGGACACACUGUUCCCUCAAAACAAUUUAAGUUAGUUUUAACAGUGGCCAUUUGAUCAAAAUGUAGGCCUGCAGGAGUGACCUACCAUCAAAGACAAUGGAGAAAAUGCUUCCCAUAACAUUUUACCAAGGAAAUAACUCUUCUAUCAUUCAGCCUACAUUAGCAGCAAAUGUGUGGUGUUCAAUGUAGGCCUACAUUCCAUGAGACUUUUGAAAGAAAAAAAAAAUCAUGCAGGGCUUGACAUUAACCUGUUUAUCCACUUGUCCUUCAGACAAGGUGACUGAAAAUGUUGUUUGAUGCAGGAAACAACUUCCCAUACCAUUAUUACAGAGAAUCAGAUAAAUUAUGCUACCCUCUGCUUAUUGGCUACUUACUUUAUUCAAGACAGUCUCAAAAUACAACACUGCCCCUUUAAGACAAAAAAAAUGCUCUUUACCUGACUUGCUUUUCAAAGAUGUCUAGAAAUGUACAGGUUUUGUGCUCUUGUAGGAAGCCCUCACUCCCCUAUUGUUGACUACAAAUAUAUAUAACUGGGCUAAUAACUCACUAACUAGCAAAGAAAAUUAACUAAAUGUGCACACAUGGCUACAUCUCAAAACAAGCGCAUCUGCUCAUGACCGCUCACGCUGUAAACAGUCCAGUUCAAUGUAAAUGGAACAGAUCCAUAUAUGGUAAUAGUCUAUUUGCAUAUAGGCCUACUGCUGCUCUGAUUGGUUAUGCCGCACCGGUCUGUGUAGAGUAUGGGAUGAGUCUGUCAAUGCAAUAGAAUCCUGCUCCGAUGCGUUCUGUCUACAUCAAAAUAUCUUGCAUAGUUACAUUUGCAUGCUAAAUCUUGCAUAGUUCGUUUUGUUUCGGUAUGUUGAUAGUGUUAACGGGGAAAACUCUAGAAAGUUGAGUGAAGUUCAAUCUGGUGCUUCUCUCCAUCCGCUGCAGUCCCGGGGAUACUGUGCGUGGGCGCGCAGCUUAGAGGGAACAUUGACUGGAUAGUUACUUUAACUUGCACAGCCAAGUCAAAGGGUCGCAAAAUGCGACUAAAUGGUUGCUGUCUGGAGCCCUCCUGCUACUACUACUGUUACUCUAUGACUCAACUUCCUAUCAUCUUUCAAACUGUACCCUUCUUCCUACUUUCUCUCCCCCUCUGUCAAACCACAUUGUCUUGCACUUGCCCUAUCUAUACCUCUCCCUCUCUCCCAAGCUAUUGUGAUGGUGCCCACUCGUGAGCUGGCCCUGCAGGUUAGCCAGAUCACUAUCCAGAUCAGUAAGCACCUGGGCGGAGUGAAAGUCAUGGCCACAACGGGCGGCACCAACCUGCGAGAUGACAUCAUGCGCCUGGACGAGACUGGUAAUGACCCAACAGCAGCAUCACAUUCAGUUACUUCAUACCAAAAAUGGUACCUUGCGAUAAAUACAGUGCAUUCGGAAAGUAUUCAGACCCCUUGACCUUUUCCACAUUUUGUUACUUUCAUCACAGAGAAUCUUGUUUCUCAUGGUCUGAGAGUCUUUAGGUGCCUUUUAGCAAACUCCAAGCGGGCUCUCAUGUGCCUUUUACUGAGGAGUGUCUUCUGUCUGGCCACUCUACCAUAAAGAUCUGAUUGGUGGAGUGCUGCAGAGAUGGUUGUCCUUCUGGAAGAUUCUCCCAUCUCUUCAGAGGAACUCUGGAGCUCUGUCAGAGUGACCAUCGGGUUCUUGGUCACCUCCCUGACCAAGGACCUACCCCAAUUGCUCAGUUUGGCUGGGCGGCCAGCUCUAGGAAGAGUCUUGGUGGUUCCAAACUUCUUCCAUUUAAGAAUAAUGGAGGCCACUGUGUUCUUGGGGACCUUCAAUGUUGCAGAAAUGUUUUGGUACCCUUCCCCAGAUCUGUGCCUCGACACAAUCCUAUCUCGGAGCUCUACGGACAAUUCCUUCGACCUCAUGGCUUGGUUUUUGCCCUGACAUGCACUGUCAACUGUGGGACCUUAUAUAGACAGGUGUGUGCCUUUCCAAAUCAUGUCCAAUCAAUUGAAUUUACCACAGGUGGACUCCCAAGUUGUAGAAACCUCUCAAGGAUGAUCAAUGGAAACAGGAUGCACCUGAGCUCAAUUUUGAUUCUCAUAGCAAAGGGUCUGAAUACUUUAGUAAAUAAGGUAUUUCUGUUCGAUUUUUUUACUUUCUUGUGCAAAAUUUGUUUUAAAAACUGUUCGCUUUGUCAUUAUGGGGUAAUGUGUGUAGAUUGAGGAAAAUGUUUUAUUUAAUCGAUUUUAGAAUAAGGCUGUAACGUAACAAAAUGUGGGAAAAGGGAAGGUGGUCUGAAUACUUUGCGAAUGCACUGUAUGUGUGUAUAUAUAGCGUAGCUCCGUAUUUGAAUGAUUUAUUUGAUAGUCGUUUUUGCUCAUCUUCAUCAAGGGUGUCAAUCAUUUCGGACCACACUGUACACUACAAACAAGUCACAAAACCUCAAAGCUGUACACAAAGCCACAUCUGUAAUGGUGGUGUUUCUGAUUCUCUCUCUCAGUGCAUGUGGUCAUAGCCACACCCGGCAGGAUCCUGGACUUGAUCAAGAAGGGCGUGGCCAAAGUGGAUAGAGUCCAGAUGAUGGUGAUGGAUGAGGUUAGUGUGUGAAUACAUGUGGUACAUGAGUCCAUCAACCACUGACUAUAAUAAACUACUGUAGAUGACUCCAGAGAAUCAGUCCUCUCUCGCUAUGUUGUUACUAGCCACUCAAUAUUCUUCAUCAGGGCCUUCAAAUCUCUUCUGGUUCAUCAACCUACCAAAGAGGUUAAAUAAAUCAAAUCAUAUAAAAUUGAAUUUGCCACAUGUGCCGAAUACAACAGGUCUAGACCUUACAGUGAAAUGCUUACUUACAAGCCCUUAACCAACAAUGAUUAAUUGUAAAAAUGUAAGAAAAAAGGUGUUAAGUAAAAAAUAGAUACGUAAAAAAUGAUUAAAGAGCAGCAGUAAAAUAAAAUAACAGCAGGGAGGCUAUAUACAUUGGUUACCAGUACAGAGUCAAUGUGCGGGGGCACCGGUUAGUCGAGGUAAUUUAGGUAAUAUGUACAUGUGGGUAGUGUUAAAGUGACUAUGCAUAGAUAAUAAACAGAGUAGCAGCAGCAUUAAAGAGGGGGUGGGGUGAGGGGGGACAAUGCAAAUAGUCAGGGUAGCCAUGAUUAGCUGUUCAGGAGUCUUAUGGCUUGGGGGUAGAAGCUGUUAAGAAGCCUUUUGGACCUAGACUUGGCGCUCCGUUACCGCUUGCCGUGCGGUAGUAGAGAGAACUGUCUAUGACUAGGGUGGCUUGAGUCUUCUGGAUAAUUUUUAGGGCCUUCCUCUGACACCGCCUGGUAUAGAGGUCCUGGAUGGCAGGAAGCUUUGCCCCAGUGAUGUACUGGGCCGUACGCACUACCCUCUGUAGUGCCUUGCGGUCAGAGGCCGAGCAGUUGCCAUACCAGGCGGUGAUGCAACCAGUCAGGAUGCUCUCGAUGGUGCAGCUGUUGAACUUUUUGAGGAUCUGAUGACCCAUGCCAAAUCUUUUCAGUCUCCUGAGGGGGAAUAGGCUUUGUCGUGCCCUCUUCACGACUGUCUUGGUGUGUUUGGACCAUGAUAGUUUGUUGGUGAUGUGGACACCAAGGAACUUAAAGCUCUCAACCUGUUCCACUACAGCCCCGUCGAUGAGAAUGGGGGCGUGCUUAGUCCUCUUCUUUUUCCUGUAGUCCACAAUCAUCUCCUUUGUCUUGGUCACGUUGAGGGAGAGGUUGUUAUUCUGGCACCACACGGCCAGGUCUCUGACCUCCUCCCUAUAGGCUGUCUAAUCGUUGUCGGUGAUCAGGCCUACCACUUGUGUCGUCGGCAAACUUAAUGAUGGUGUUGGAGUCGUGCCUGGCCAUGCAGUCAUGGGUGAACAGCGAGUACAGGAGGGGACUGAGCACGCACCCCUGAGGGGCCCCCGUGUUGAGGAUCAGCGCGGCAGAUGUGUUGUUACCAUCCGUUUGGAAGUCCAGGGUCCAGUUGCAGAGGGAGGUAUUUAGUCCCAGGAUCCUUAGCUUAGUGAUGAGCUUUGAGGGCACUAUGGUGUUGAAUGCUGAGCUGUAGUCAAUGAAUAGCAUUCUCACGUAGGUGUUCCUCUUGUCCAGGUGAGAAAGGGCAGUGUGGAGUGCAAUAGAGAUUCCAUGAUCUGUUGGGGCGGUAUGGAAAUUGUAGUGGGUCUAGGGUUUCUGGGAUAAUGGUGUUGAUGUGAGCCAUGACCAGCCUUUCAAAGCACUUCAUGGCUACAGAUGUGAUUGCUAUGGGUCGGUAGUCAUUUAGACAGGUUAUCUUAGUGUUCAUGGGCACAGGGACUAUAGUGGUCUGCUUGAAAUAUGUUGGUAUUACAGACUCAAUCAGGGACAUGUUGAAAAUGUCAGUGAAGACAUUUAGUAAAGGAGCUACAUGGAACAUUUUCCCAAGCAACCAGCGCCAAAUGUCAAUUGCAUACCAGUAAUAGCAAAUGUAAUAGAAAUACACGAGAGUAAAACAUACUUUUCAGAAUGCUGUGUGACUCUGCUAAUUCUCCAUUUAAUGUUUUGUCUUCUUCUCAGGCGGACAAGCUGCUGUCUCAGGACUUUGUGGUGCUCAUUGAGGAUAUCAUUAGCUUCCUGGCCAAGGGCCGUCAGAUCCUGCUCUACUCUGCCACCUUCCCCAUCAGCGUGCAGAAGUUCAUGGUGAGUAGUGCCACAUGGCCCUAA